ACAUCCUGUCACAUGGGAGCAUCACUUGUCUCUCCACCAUCUUGGCCUCACCAUAGCAACCUCCACACAGGUUCUUAAGCAGGCUUUUCUUUCUAUCCUUAGCCUCCUCCCCUUGCCUCUUCCCAUACCCCCACCCUAUCCUUGUCCUCCCUCCUACCAUGUUCCUCAUUAGUGACUGCCAUUUUAUUGUAGGAGCUCAAGAAGCGUCUCAGCUCAUGACUCAAACUGCGGCGCUAGAGUAACUUGAAUAUGUUAACUUUUGCUGUCGGACUCAACUCGUUAGACCUUUCGGAGGGUCAAGCGCGUUCUCCUACUGAAUUUUAAAUUGCCUUUGGACCAUGUUUCCUAAAUAUGUGUGUGUGAAAGUGCAGCAUGACGACUGUCCAAGAAGGGAGGUGGGGCCUUCCACAUACAUUUAAACAUGCCUCAACACCCAGGCCCCGACCACCUUCUGACCCGCGCCCCGCCCACGUGAAGACAGCCACACCAGCCAAGAGGAUAACCUUCUACAAAAGCGGGGACAGCCAGUUUGGCGGUGUCAGGAUGGCCAUCCACAAGCGUAGCUUCAAAUGUUUUGAUGCACUGCUAGAUGACCUUUCGCAAAAGGUGCCACUUCCUUUUGGUGUGCGGACUGUGACCACGCCCCGCGGCACCCGCACCAUCAAACAUCUGGAGGAACUCCAGGAUGGGGGCUGUUACCUCUGCUCUGACCGGCGCCAGCCUAGACCAAUCAAUAUGGAGCAUGCCAAAAAAAGCCAAAGCAUUUGGCACCAUCACAGCCGCAUAUCCACUCAACCAGAAACCUCGUCCACGUCCUUACCUGGCCAUCUACCUCACAGGCAUCGGCGGAUCCUGCUGGUUAAAAAUACUGAGCCAGGGAUGCGAAGGAGUGUGGUCCUGAGCAGGCGGUCAAUCAGAAGUAUGAGGGCCUUUCUUGAGGAAGUGUCCGAAGUGAUGCAGUUCCAUGUCCGAAAGGUUUACACUGCUGAGGGACGCAGGGUUGACAACGUUCAAAGUCUGAUGACAUGCCCUGGAGUUUUGGUGUGUGUCGGCAGAGAGGCCCUCAGUCCCUUGCUACUGAAGAUCAUACGAAAGAGCUCAGAGGAAAAACUCCCAGGUUUGAGCAGCAAGUCCCCUGGUCUUGGUCCUAGGACUCCUGGAAGUGGAGCUCGAUCCCCAGGUAUUCAAGAAGCAAGAUCAACCCGUCAUGGAGCUCAAUCCGGAGCCAGUGAAUGCAGUGAGGGACAGGAGAGCAGGAAAAGUGUUAACUUUGGUCUAGAAACAAAAAAGAGCAUCAUCCACCGUCGAUCUGAUUCAUCUACCCGCUCCACUCGAUUGUCGUUGUCCUCAGAGAAGUCCUUUGGCAACGCUAUAAGAGCACACACACAACAGAGACCUUCUAUUAUGAACGACGACAUUGAAAAGCGUGUCCUAGUCAACAAGGAUGGCAGUCUCUCCGUGGAGAUGAGAGUUCGUUUUCGCCUCCGCAAUGAUGAGACCUUGCAGUGGUCCACGCAGAUUGGAAAAUCACCCUCUCUGACAAGUGACUGCUGCCCUCCAAGUCAUGCCCACACCCCUUGUUUGCAAAAUUACCAAUCCGAAAGCUGCUCUGAUUGUGCAACUGUUGACCCAGAUGAUAUGGACUAUUCCAAUCAAUCACUCCAUCAUCCAUUAGAUGUGAGUCAGUGCAGCUGCUGUUACCAAAUGCAAGAAGAGAAGUACAACCUCUGGGACCACCCAAUACAUAAUCAUAAGCAGCCACCUGUCCCACCCCAAUAUAUGUCGAGCCAGACUCACACUACAGUAAGACACACACAUUCCUCUGGCUCUUCCUCAUCUUGUAACUCGAUGAGAGUAGUGCGUUGCCGGGCAAAAUUCUCCAACUGUGGAAGAGGUUCGGAUUCAGAGCAUAGUCAACUUGUCCAAGAAGAAACAUGUGUGGUGGAACGGGUAGAACAGAUAUUAGACAUGGCGCAGAAUGAAGACACUAACGUUGACAUGUGCAUGAUGAGCAGGUGCUCCAGUCGCAGUGAAGUGAUCACCAAGAAUGACAAUGCAAGAUCUCCUAGCGAGAGGUCAAUCGUGGAUGAGCCAAUGGAGGAAGAGGUGGAUCACACACUGUCUAGAGUCAGCAGCUCCUCACAUGUACUGCGAUCAUUAAAAGAAGACCAAGAUGUUGAUGAUGACCUGCCACCUAGUGCUUCACAGUGUUCACAAAGAAGUGGACCAUCCUCAAAUGCUCACCUGAACAACAGUCAGCCAAUUUGCCACUCGACUGAGCUCAACAAGCCAGAGGACCAGGACAAUAAAGAGUGUGAAACAACAUCUGCUGUCACCUCUUGUCUAUGUGGAUCUGAGAUGAUAGAUCAAACUCUCAGAUUCAGCUCAAAUGUAAGUAGAGCUUCUUGUAGGUCCACCAAAAUUGUAAACCAAACAAAUGAGAGCGAAGAGAUACAAAGCAUAGUUAAAGCUUCAUCUGGCACCUCCGGCCCAUCCGGGUUGUCAAGUGUCUGUCGUAAUUGUGGAGGCUGCAAAUGGGUAGUCACCUCCAAUAGCAGUAGUAGAGCUUCACAGAGAUCAUGUGACCCUCCACAAGCCCCUUCAAACCCAACUUCGCCUCUUGAAAACCAAGAGAAUGCAAAUUACUUAAUGAACGAUGAUGCUUUGUCUACACUAUCCAACAAAACAAAUCUCACAGGACGUGGAUCUGCCAUCCUUGAUGUCCUGAAAAGUGACACAGCCAGUGCCAUUUCCAGAAUGUCUAGUCCUGAGACAACAGAAAAACACCAAGACAGAACCACCUCAGCUAUAAUCCAUAAAUCCAACACACCUCAGAAAUCCGUUUCUACUGAUACAACAACAGAAAAUAACUUGAGAAGCUCCAGUGUUAUGUCAGGUCAGUCUCAGAAGUCCAACUUGAGUGGCACAUUUGAAAGUCCCAAUGUCACAUCAACAGAAGGAGCAGAGGGAGGAACCUUGUUCAAAAGAGAAGCAAAAUCUUGUAUUUCAACUAAGACUCUCUCAAGUGUCUCUCCAUCUGACAAUGCAGACUUGGAAAACAGUAGAACUCAUAGUUGUCUUUCUGUAAAUUCUGUUUCUAUCAAGUCUGGCACUGAGCAGAGACCCAAUAGUGCCCUCUCAACGAAAUCAUCAAAGUCAGGGAAAUCCAAAAUAUCUUACCGCAAGUCCACAAAUAGUCAAUGUCCAACUGAAACAGAAAAAACAGACAUAUGCCUUGAAAAUCCAGAUAUUGAAGGCAACAAAGAAGAUUGUAACACAGCUGAAGAAAGGACAAACAGUGCUUUGUCUACAAAAUCAACAACCUCUUGUCGUACAACCUGUACCCCAAACUUUCCUGAUCUAAAGGAAGUUUCUACUAUUGAGGUGAAUGGAAAUAAGGCAGAUGAAGAUAAAGAGCGAGGAGCCAGCGCCAUGUCUAUGAAGUCAAAAUCUUCCCGGGGCUCAUCUGCCUCUCAAAAAUCAGUUUCUAUCAAGAAUCUAAAACCAGCAUCUCAAAAACCAAAUGCAGUCACCAUUAAAACACCACAAGGGGUUGAUAUGGUAAGUGAGGCAACAGAGACGUCACAAAUUGUUGAAGGUGAAGAUGUGGAAGAAAGAAAUACACCAAGUAAAACUUCUGAACACUCUUAUGGUCAAAUGUUGUCACCAAAAAAAACUGGCUCAUUGCAGAAAGUUAGAGCUUCAUCACCAAGUGGUUCUAAUGAGGUAAGGGCCCGGAGUAUGUGCUCAGUUCACUCAGCAACUUCUGCUAAAUCUGGACAUUUUAAAUGCCAGUGUGUUGUAGUGUCAGAAUUUGAAGAGGGAGCGAAAAGAGGGGUGGGCGAUGAAAAUGAAGCCAAGAAAGAGGAAAAAACAAUGGAACAAAAUGAAGUGGAGGACUCACGAAGCACUGAGCAACUAAGUCAAAACUCUGGGUCAGUGUCUCUUGCAUUGCCAGAUGACCAGGAAAUGUGUGACACAGACAGCUGCAAGUCCUGCAUUUCCCAUGUAGAGAAUCCCAAGGACAGAAUGAGAACAGCAGCUCCAAAUGCCCAGUCAAGAUUAUCUCAUAACUCCAGAGUCAACGAGAGUCCCGGAGCAGUCGACAUCCCGACUAUUGAAGCACCUGAAUUUGAUGGGGAUGUUGACAAACACCAUGAGGACUGUAUUUGUGCUAGCCCAGCAUCAAGCUGCAAAAGCAAUAACAACAGGAUCUCAUCUUCACUGUCAUCAGUUCGUGCCCAGGUUAAAAAUUCUAAGCUUGCUCAGCAGCCUGACGAAGUUGAGACAACUGUUGAUCCUGACAAUAGUGGCUCCAAAAAGUCAGAAAGUGGAGCUGAAGAAACACAGAGUAGCCUCAUCAACAAGGCGGCGAGUGCAAACUCCAGUGGACUAUGUUCCCUGUCGCGUGACUUGGCAGGUGAUGCAAAAGUGAACGGCUUGAAGCAGAGUAAAGAAGAAGGUACUGCUGACCCAUCUGAGAGUGGCAGUGUCCGAUCUGUCAAAACAUCCAUUUCUACAAAGAAAGAGAUGUCAGUCAAGUCCUCAAAGCAGGGCAACUCUAGACCUUGUAGUAAGAAGUCACAUGUUGAAAGAACCGUGUCUGCUGCUGACCUUGUCCAGGACACUCAGGCCACACAUCAACACUGUCAGCAGUCAAGCAAAACCAGUGGCAAACAGCAUUUAGAGAAAGACAUCAGGCAUGAGAUGAAGAGCAGCCAAAAGGAUCAGGAUGAGGGGAAAGUAGUGACCCCUGAGUGUCUACCCAAUGCUUCCCCCAGUGAAGUGGUCAAUGAUUGGUUGCGCAGCAUUCCUUCUAACAGCGACAUGAUUGCUCUUGAUGAGCUCAUUGAUGAUCGGCACGGCAAGGAAGCGAUGUUUAAAGCUGUUAUAGAAUCAGAGGAACAUCUUGCCGAAGAUAAGUUAGACAAAGUGGAGGAAGUUGGGGGUUACCAGAAAGAAGAAGAAUGUGCUACAAUUAAUGAAAAAAAUAUAGAUCUGGCUACAGGUGGUGAUGCAUUAGAUCCUCCCCAACCCAACUCUCCAUGGAUUAGUGGAACGGCAUUACCCAAAGAUUGGCGCUCUUCAACUGCAGUCAUGAAGGUUCUUCUCGGCUCCUCUCUGGGACGAUGUAGAAGCUUGCCUGAGGUGUCUCCAGUUUAUGGGCGUAGACUAAGCACAUCAGCCAGAGGCCUCCUGGACUGUUUGGCUCAGCUUCAGUUAAUUGAGCCUGUCAGAGGUCAAAGCUGCAACAAACAUGAGGACAGACACCGGCAGUACAACGACAUUAUAGCCAUUCUCCAAUCCCUUUGGCUCACCGAACCUAGGAACAUUGAGACCAAGGACACCGGCAUUGAACAAGGGACCCCACCAAGGUCUUCAUCAGGGGUAGGCAUGAGCAGUGGCUCUGGUGGCUCAGGGAAGGACCAAGACAAUCAAGUAGGGGAUGAAACACUCCCCAAGGAAUCUUCACGUGAGGAUGAGGCUGUGGAGAAAGCUUCAGAGCAGACAACAGAACCACACAAAGUAGAAGUUAAGGCUGAGGUAUUUUCUAAAGAACAACCUUGGCAUAGUGAUAAUCCAAGUCAAGUCCCUCAAAUUCCGCAAAGUCCAAAAGAUACAGACCCUUCAUUAUCUAACCAAAGCUCUGCCGACUCCAACUCCAGUUCAGCAACACCACCAACGAUUUUGCAAGCACCAUUGUCAAAUAAACCAUCCCAAGAUCCCGAUCCAGUGUGGGUGUUGCACCUUCUGAAGAAGCUGGAGAAAGAAUUUAUGAACCACUACAUUGAUGCCAUGGAGGAGUUUAAAGUCCGUUGGGACCUUGACGACAGUCUCAUCUUGGACACAAUGAUUUCAGAGUUGAGGGAUGAAGUGAGACAACGAAUCCAGAACAGCAUUAAGCGGGAAAUGAGUAAGAUCCAUAGUCGAUGUGGCCGAAGCGGAAAGUCACCUCAGCCUCCAAAGGGGGCUAAUCUAUCUAGGGAGUCGACCAUGACAGAGAAGCGCCGACGGAUGCUGAAGGUCAUGAAAAACCAGUCAGUCAAAACUGCCGACUCCUCCAGCGAUGGUGAGAUGACAGCCGAGUUCAGCGACCAACGAAGUGAUGACGAAUACUGCCCCUGUGACGCAUGUGUACGCAAAAAAUUAGCAGCACGCCCUCUGAAAAUGAACCCGGCGGCAGCUGAAGCGCCGGUGAUGAUGGAGUUUGAUCUCCUUAAGAUUCUUCAACUCAGGAAGACCACAGCACCAGUCCCUGCAUCUGUGUCACAGCCUACAAAUAGGCGCGAUGACAGCGUGGCCUUAGUAGAAGGGGAAAUAAGGAGUUUAGAGGUUGUACAAGAGGAAGAGGAAGACAACGAAUCAAGCGAGGAAUUCAAAACUCACGAGACACUUCCUGAGGAAGAUGAGGAAGAUACAGAUGAAGAGGAGAAAUAUGAAGCUGAGGAUUCACAAAUCAAUGGCGAGAAAGAGUGCUGCCAGUGCAUGAGGGAAGAAACACCAGAGAGUGACACAAAUAAUAAUGACACGGAAGGUGAAAGGGAGGAGGAUACUGAAGAUAGGGACAAGACAGGCGAGGAGGCAGUUGGAGCAGAAUUUGAUGAAGAGAAGGGCGAGAGCGACAAGGCAGAUGGAGGAGAGAUCACUGAAGAUGGGUUUGGUGAAGAACAGGAAGAGUGCAAGGUCACAGAAGACUCUCCAAAUCCAGAUCAUGAAGACUCAACACUUUUGGAGGAGAAGGGAAACGACAGUGCUUCUGCAGGAGCAGAUGAUGAUGUGGAGGAGGAGAGCAAGGAUCACAUGGGAGAGUGUCAAGAAGAAGGCGAGUUGUUGCAGCAAGAAAGAGCUUCACCCAAGAGUCAUAGUUCAACCUGUGAUAUCGAUGCGACCGGGGACGAGGAGGCCGAUGCUGAAGACUCCGACGCUAAAGGUCCACGUGACACCGACGCUGAUGAGUCAGGAAAGCAGAAGGAGACAGGGCGGAUGGACGGAGGCGCAACAGCAGAUGGUGCUCUGCUUCAUCAGUUCACCAAGACCUCAGUGGAGUCCCAGCUGGGGUCCUUGGAAGACUGAGAUCCCCGUCUGAAAAACUGAACAUGAAACGACACUUUGCGUAUCGAGUCUGCGACUCUUGUUUUUUUUCUCUUCUUCACAGACUGAUUAGAACGAGUGGAAUCACCAGAACACUUGAUGCACUUUAUCUCGCUGCUGUUGGAAUUUGGACAGUGACAUAAAACUUGAAACUACAAUCUAGCCUACAGUCUUUAAAUAUACUAAUUAUUUGUAUAUUUGGAAGUUGUAUAUCUAAGGAAUGCAGAAUUACUGUUUCAUGAGUAUUUUUUUUUUUUUUUUGUCCAAGUUUUGCAUUUAAUCAUUUGCUGACUUUGCAGACCUCCAGAUAUUGUUAUUGAUAUUGCACUUACUACGGUUAGUGUGUAUUUAUGCUUCUAGCAUACAUUCUGUUAAAUAUUUAUCUAUAUCACUGCCACAAUUGUUUUUGAAAUCUGAACAGUUACCUAACUAGCAGCUUAAAUUUAAAAAUAUGACGCACUCAAGAUUAUAAACGUAAUCUCAUUAUUUUAAACGGAUCGGAAGACAUUCAUCGCCGAAUAGUUAUUUACUCGAUGCUGUGUGUCUAAAACAGUUAGAAGCCUUAAUAAUUAUUUCUCACUUUGAGGACAGGAUCAUAUAUUAUCGGUAUUUUUUUUUCCUGUUUCAUGCUAGACUAAUAUAAACAUAAAAAGUGUAUUGAAUAUUUCUCAUUGUGAUUAUGAUUUCAGUGCUUUAGAGUCUGAGCAGCAUGAUUCUUCCUUCUAGGUGAACUAACGGAAUCAAUGACUUGUGAGAUAUUCACAUGCUAUGUAUUCAGUUGGGGUGUGCGUGAGCAGCGAUGUGGAUCAGCAGCGCGACGUGUGUUACUGAGUACUGAUGCCUUACCGUCACCAUGGUUAUUCAGUAUGACUGUGAAUCCAUAGAAACAAGGACUCGGGCCAUGCUCAAGUGGAUGAGCUGAAGAGUGGGCUGCUUGUGUACUCAUUGUUUUGCCUGAAGUACCUAAAGUGAUGAACAUAUGAUGUUAAUACAAAAUAAAAGCAAUGCACAAGA
This is a messenger RNA of Syngnathus acus (greater pipefish), 8106 nucleotides long. RefSeq names its product rp1 like 1a (gene rp1l1a). Bases 373 to 7074 code for a protein of 2233 amino acids. Gene Ontology annotation, biological process: photoreceptor cell development; retina development in camera-type eye; intracellular signal transduction. NCBI's taxonomy places the organism in Eukaryota, Metazoa, Chordata, Actinopteri, Syngnathiformes, Syngnathidae. The record is from RefSeq and is a predicted model, not a curated record. The transcript is spliced from 8 exons. Gene Ontology annotation, cellular component: axoneme.